AUGAAAGACGAGCCACCCUAUCCGUAUUUCGUCCUGAAACAAGAUGUCGAGCUCGAGAUCAACUUUCGGGCGAAGCGAAUCGAAGGAAAAUCCCACAUCACGUUUGGCAUGGUCGGAAAUGCCCAGCUUGACGAGUUCGCCAUCGAUGCGCGACAGUCCGAGAUCGACGUUAAGAACAUUACGGUCACCGCCCUCAAGGACCAGAACCCCCUGGGGCCACCCAAAAAGGUGUCAGCGACGUACACGGAUCCGUAUAAGUUACUGGAUUAUCCGAAAUACUAUGACUGGAACGCCUCGCAUCACGACCUUAGGAAGAUCCGGAUGCGACCCCUUAUGCACACUCGAAGGAGCGACGUGCCUGCCGAGAAUAGAGAGCUGGUAGGCUGUACGCCCGCUGAUGGUGCCUUGCGAGUCAGUCUGAGGGAUCUUAAGAAGACCAAGGGAGGUGCUAAGGAUGAACCGGUACCUGGAGCGGGAAUUGCCAAACGGCCGACGCUCAAGAUCCGCGUUUCGAGCGUGACGCCAAAUUCUGCGGAGCUCCCCGAGAGCGAACUGACUAGCUCAAGGGAGUACCGUGUCACGAUACCUUUCAAGACCAAGCUCGUGCGGGAUGGCGUUCAGUUCGUUGGCGUUGAUGCUGGAGAUCUUCGAUAUCCGCAUGCCUAUACUCGACAUUCCAUCGAGCCAGGGACUGCUUCUUGUAUCUUCCCCUGCAUCGACGACCCCGGCACGCUUCCGACGUGGACGAUGGCCGUCAAAUGUCCGAGGACGCUAGGCGACGCACUUUGGCAACCACUGGCUACCCAACACAGGAAUGGUAAUGCCAAUGGCAACCGCGAUCGCGGGGCAAACCAGUCCAAGGCCGACAGAGACUUCGCCCUUACCGAGGAAGACAAGCUUCUGGAGAUGACAGUCGUGUGCUCUGGCAUUUUGUCUGACGAGAUCGUCGAUCCUGAAGACGAGCAGAAGAAGAUUAUGACUUUCGAGAUGGAGAAGCGAGUUGCCGUGCAGAAAAUCGGCUUCGCGGUCGGUCCAUUCGAGCACGUCGACUUAUUCUCAGAUUUUCGCACAGAAGAGAACGACGAGAAACUCGGAGCUAGCGCGCUCAAGAUUCACGGCUACUGCCUCCCGGGAAGAGCUGCAGAGGUCCAGAACACGUGUGCAGCGCUCGCCGCGGCUGCUGACUUCUUCACCCUCACAUUUGCUCGAUAUCCAUUUGACAACUACAAGAUGUGCUUUCUCGAUGACAUGGUGGAGGAUACGGUAGCACUCCAAUCACUCUCCUUCGUUAGCACCCGCCUACUGUUCCCCGAGGACAUCAUCGACCUAGAGGUAGACGUUACAAGGCAAUUGGUGUACAGCCUGGCCUCGCAGUGGAGUGGUAUCAAUCUUUUCCCCAAUACUCGCAGAGAUCUUUGGGUCGUCAUCGGCAUCGCCUACUAUAUGACCGAUCUUUUCCUGAAGAAACUAUGCGGCAACAACGACUACAGGUUCCGGAUGAAAACAAUGUCAGACAAGUUGGUGACCGUUGAUAUCAAGCGGCCGUCACUGCACGAACUUGGGCAUCUCCUGCACAUUGGAGAUUUCGAGAUGGAGUUCAUGGCACUCAAGGCGCCCUUAGUGCUCUUCAUUCUCGACAAGCGGUUGAUGAAAGCACCUGCCCAGACUAAUCUCACGCGCAUCAUUUCGCGAAUUCUUUACAAGGCCAACAUCGGAGAUAGACAGAGCGAAUGGAUUAUCAACACGGAGUCGUUUCAAAGGGUUUGCGAAAAGAAUGCCAGGAACAAACUGGAAGCGUUCUGGAACCAAUGGGUUUAUGGCUCGGGCUGCCCCAGGUUCGACGUUUUUCAACGUUUCAACAAAAAGCGACUCUGCGUCGAGAUGACUAUAAGACAAGUCCAGGAUAAAGCCUUGACUGAAGCUGAGCUCCUGAAGAAAUCAGAAUUUCUUCGCGCCAUCAAGGAGAAGGCCCACGGUGUCAAGACAGACGAAAAGGCCGGUCUUUUUACAGGCCCCAUGACCAUCAGAAUUCACGAAGCUGAUGGAACACCUUACGAGCACAUAGUGGAGAUUCGCGAGGAUGCUGCUAAGGCCGCUAAGUUCGAGAUUCCUUACAACACUAAGUACAAGCGAUUAAAGAGAAAGAGGAGAGCAACGGAAAAGCUCAGCGCCCAGUCUGCUGCCGACCCUGACAAUAACGAAGACGCACUUUUGUAUUGCCUGGGUGAUGUUCUGACCAACCCCGAAGAUAUGAGGAAGUGGGAUUUUUCCGAAUGGGAGCCCGAGAUCGAAAAGGCCAUGGACCAAGAGUCUUACGAGUGGAUUCGGAUGGACGCUGACUUUGAAUGGGCUUGCGAGAUGAAGACAAAUCUCCAGAGCUACAUGUACGUGUCCCAGCUCCAGCAAGAUAGGGAUGUCGUGGCGCAGCAGGAUUCGAUGCUUUAUCUCAAGAAGAGUCCGCCUCAUCCACUGGUUUCGACGUUUCUUACCAGAACCCUUGUCGACCGGCGAUACUUCCAUGGCAUCAGGACAAUGGCUGCAGAGAUGCUAUAUCACCACGCCGCGGAUAAGGUCUCAAUGGCUGGCAUGACCCAUCUACUGAAAGCCUUCACCGAGAUGUUUUGCUACGCCGAUACCUCCAUGCCUCGGCCAAACGACUUUUCCGACAAGAAGCAGUACACCGUGCAGAGCGCACUGCCUAUGGCCAUUGCAAAGAUUCGCGAUGCCAGCGGUAGAUGUCCCGAAGCCGCACGACGGUUCCUUCUGAAUCAGGUUCAAUUCAACAACAAUGCCAAUAACCCGUACUCGGACCAUUUCUACGUUGCCAAGCUUCUGGAGGCUCUCGCCCAUAGCUUGAUUCCAGAGAAGCGACGGGAGUCAGACGAUGCCAUGGAGGUGGACAUGUCAGCCGAAGAGAGAGGUUUCCUUAAGGAGGCUAUCGUCGAGAUUGAUCGCUUCCGUAGGAUGGACGAAUGGGCCAACUCUUACCAGAACAUCUGGACGACCACCGCGCUCGAAUGCAGACGGAAACUCAUGAAAGCCGGAGUGAUUACCAAAAGUGCUGUGGCCUUUGUCCAGUACUUGCAGGAUGACACGUGCGACUUGGUUCGACUCAAGGCUUUCGAGGCUCUGGUGGAUCUGGGUCUGGCUAGCCUCGCCUUUGGAGAGCAGUCGAAGGCCAAGGUGGCGCCUGCUGUUCCUGAUGGCGGGCUCAUGAUUGUGGACAAUACAGAAGCAGAGACGCAGAAGAGGCGAAAAGAAUUUGCUCGAAAGCAGGAUAUCAACGUCGCACUCGAGGCUUUGAGGACAGAGAUGGAAGAACAGUUUUCAGAGCAAGAAGCGGCGCUGGAGCGAGCUUUUUGGAAGGCUAUCAAUUCUAACCUGAUCGGGCGUUCUGAGAAGAUCACACUGCUGGAGCUUUGCGGCACCAUAGUGGAUGCUGCUGACCGAUGGACGAUUACUUUGAAGUAUCCUAAACGAUGGAGAGUUAAUCGUCCUGUCCAGCGUCAACCCGGCAGAAACAUCAUCAACUUCAAGGCGUUCUUCAAGACGGGCAUACCGCAAAAGAUCAAAGAGCCCGAGCCACCGGCGCCAGUACCAGCACCGGUAUCUGCACCCGCGCCUGCUCCUGUCGUUGCACCAUCUCGGCCGCCCGAACCCAAACGACUCAUCGUCAAUAUGAAGAGUGGUGUUGCCAAACCCAGCAAGCCUACGGUCUCCCUUCCACGCCCCGCUCCCGCGGCCUCUCGCCCAUCGCCAGUCUCUGCCGCACAGUCUCCCGUCCCGAGCGCCGCACCGUCGCCUGUCCCUCGGGAGGCAGACUCCAUUGUCGCGCACUCGAAUGCCAAGGCGUCUACCCCAAAGCCGUCGUUCUCAAAGCUCCCCGGGUCAAGACCGCCGAGUGUGAAGCCCGGUAUCGUCAAGGCAGGUAUCGCGAAAUCUGUGGUGUCUUCGGCUUCAUCGUCAUCGUCCAUGCAGCAAAAUGGCCGUUCUACUCCUCAGCCCACACCCGAGCCCGGCAGCAGCAAAUCGCAGAAGCGGCCUCGGCCCGACAAGGUUCCGGGGGUUGAUGAGGCAUCGCCAGCUCUCAAGAAGGCGAAGCUUACUGUUCGGCCUGACGGCACUGUGGUUAAGAAGCGCAGGAUGUUCAAGUUCCGGCAUCCCAACCUCAGGAGGAUCCUGAAGCUGGCCGGCGUCAAAAGCCAGAUGCCCUACAGAGACACGUCAAAGAUUCGCAGACCUGGCACACCGUUGAGUGUUCGUGCCUCUCCCGCCGGAUCACCAGCCCCUCCUCCAUCUGAGAGCAUCAAUGCGAAGCCGGCUCGCAAACCUCUCCCAGGCGCACCGUCCGCGGCCAGUCCUCCUCCACCAGUUCCGGCAUCUCUACCGCCGAAGCCUCCGCCGCAAGCAUCACCACCUCCCGUUGAAGGUCAACCUGCCCCCAAGAAGGUAAAGCUUGUCAUCAAGAAGCCUUCCAGUUCGCUGCCCAAAUAA
Messenger RNA from Colletotrichum acutatum, 4494 nucleotides. RefSeq lists its product as uncharacterized. Gene Ontology annotation, biological process: transcription initiation at RNA polymerase II promoter. The record is from RefSeq and is a predicted model, not a curated record. Gene Ontology annotation, molecular function: transcription cis-regulatory region binding; RNA polymerase II general transcription initiation factor activity; chromatin binding. The coding region runs from base 1 to 4494 and encodes 1497 amino acids. The transcript has 3 exons. Gene Ontology annotation, cellular component: transcription factor TFIID complex. Lineage: Eukaryota; Fungi; Ascomycota; Sordariomycetes; Glomerellales; Glomerellaceae.